Molecule: messenger RNA, 1047 nt
Organism: Rotaria sp. Silwood2
Lineage: Eukaryota; Metazoa; Rotifera; Eurotatoria; Philodinida; Philodinidae
Source: the annotation of a GenBank genome assembly
AUGCUCUUAUCCACACUCGCUAUGCAACAUCAGCAAUGCAAAAAUGUGCUAAAUUAUGCUGCUGCUAAUCCUAAACUACUCAAUGAAACUUUACCAAAUGUUGGUCCACUUGUUAUUUGUGGCCUUCCACGCACUGGUUCAACACUACUUUACAAUUUACUCGCAUGCGAUCCCAAUUGUCGAGCUCCACUGACCACCGAUAUGCUUGGCGAAUGUAUUCCUCCGAUUCCACGUGCAAACGCCAUCGAACAUCAGAGACGAGCCUUCAUUAUCGAUUCAAAUCAACAGACAAUUGAGCAACAAAUAGGUCGGCCGAGAACCGUGUUCGAAUCGCAUCCGAGAUUUGAAACAGAAGAAGAUUUCAGAAUCUUAGAUCAAGCUGGCAUCGUUCUUCCACUCAUGUUUGUCAGUCCUGUAGAACAUACUGAGCUACAUGAUUGGUUCUACAGUGAGACAAACAAAGAUUUUGCCUAUGAUUAUCACAAGACGUUUCUCCGCAUUUUAAAUUCGGUCGAUACACCACGUUCUCAUUGGCUUUUGAAAUCACCCGAGCAUUCACUCUAUCUUGAUACAUUUCUGCGCUAUUAUCCAAACACGAAACUAGUGUUUACUCAUCGACGUCUUGAUGAUGUGAUUCCGUCGUACUGUCGUCUAGUAUGGGCAUAUGACAAUAUUUAUUUCGACGAAGCCGAUCCAGACAGUCAAGUCUUAUUGUCAGCACAAGCUCGACGACAUAUUGAUAAAAUGAUCGAACAUAUCAUCAAGUUUCGGAUCCAUCGAAGUCAAUCGAAUGAUGCACCGCAAAAUGAAAUUAUCGACAUUGCUUACGAUGAUUUAGUCCAGCAGCCGAUUCAAACUGUUCGAAAAAUCUAUGGUCAUUUUAACCUACGUUGGUCACAUCAGUUCAAAAUAAACAUGUGCAGUUGGCUUCGCAAUAACCCACAAGGCAAACAAGGUCGUCAUACAUACAGACGAAUGGAGCUUGACCUUACAACAGAUGCAGAUUCUGCAAAUCACCAUGCUGUUUACACGAAUUUAUUUCUUUGA